AUGAUGGAAUGGCGUCUUGGCUUAACUGCUCUUAAAAUAGGUAAUCGUUAUCGAUGCUCUCAAACGGAUAUGUUUGCAGAUGAAAUACGAAAAUCAGUUGUUGCAAGUCAUUUUGCUAGGUCAGGAAUAUCAGGUAAUAAUUCAUCGAAAGAUAUCUUCCGUAUCUUAAUGACAUAUAGCAAGUCUAUAGAACCGAUAUUUCCUCAGCUUGUUUCUCUCGUUGUUUUCCAAUCAUUAUCAACUAGUGAAGAAGGUUUUGAACUUAAAUAUGAACAUACAAUUAUGAAUGCCUACGUUCCUCAUCGUUCUCUCAUCUCCAUCACAAUUAGAGUUCUCAACUUAACUACACUUCACGUACUUCUUCAUUAUCUUUCACAACUUGAAUAUUUAGAUGUAUAUAUUACCGACGUUAUUUAUUCAAUGAAAACUAAUGAUGAAGAUCUGCCAACAAAAUUAGAUUAUCCGAAAAAACUGCGUGUGCUUCAUUUAAGUUUUGAAUAUUCGAGCUACAAUAAUAGCACAGGAACAGUACAAAAUGGAAUACCCUGCUAUUGUUCUUUGAAUAUUGAACUUUGUAAUUUCUAUAUGACUUCAUAUGUAUGGAUUCAUCUUGUGAUCAUGUCUUUUUUACCAUUUGGUAUUAUAAUGAUGUGUACACUUCUUACAAUAAAAAAGUUGAUUAUUAAACAAACAACAAUAAAUGAUCAAUCAUUAAGAAGUGCUCAACAUAAGCGUCGUACUUCAGUUAUACUAUUACUUAUGUAUUUGGCGUACGUUAUUUGCACUCAAGGAUCAGAUUAUGGGACAUGCUUAUACGGGCACGGUGUUGCUCGCCUCAAGCACAUUAAUGUAUACAAGAAACGCGAUAAAUAUAUUCUUAUUGUACAUAUCUGUCCGUGGAUUUCGACAAAUAAUAUAUGA
This is a messenger RNA of Rotaria socialis, 921 nucleotides long. The record is from the annotation of a GenBank genome assembly. Lineage: Eukaryota; Metazoa; Rotifera; Eurotatoria; Philodinida; Philodinidae.